Wickerhamiella sorbophila is the source of this 450-nucleotide messenger RNA. Its product is annotated as Calmodulin. Lineage: Eukaryota; Fungi; Ascomycota; Dipodascomycetes; Dipodascales; Trichomonascaceae. The coding region runs from base 1 to 450 and encodes 149 amino acids. Gene Ontology annotation, molecular function: enzyme regulator activity; calcium ion binding. The transcript has a single exon. The record is from RefSeq and is a predicted model, not a curated record.
AUGGCCGACAAAUUGACAGAAGAACAGAUUAGCGCAUACAAGGAGGCAUUCUCGCUAUUUGACAAAGACCACGAUGGCAAGAUCUCGGCCAAGGAGCUGGGCACUGUGAUGCGCUCCCUGGGCCAGACACCCAGCGAAUCGGAAGUCGCCGACAUGAUCAACGAGAUUGACAUGGAUAACGACGGCAGCGUCGAUUUCCCGGAGUUCCUCACGAUGAUGGCGCGUAAGAUCAAGGACACUGACACGGAAGAAGAAGUGCGCGAGGCCUUCCGCGUCUUUGACCGCAACGGAAACGGCUACAUUUCCUCGGCCGAGCUUCGCCACGUCCUUAUCUCGAUUGGAGACAAGCUGACCGAGGAAGAGGCCGACGAGAUGAUUCGUGAGGCCGACGUGGAUCAGGACGGCCAGAUCAAUUACGAAGAGUUCUCGCGUGUUCUUUGUUCGAAAUAG